Messenger RNA from Fundulus heteroclitus (mummichog), 2211 nucleotides. Its product is annotated as kelch repeat and BTB domain-containing protein 11-like. Gene Ontology annotation, molecular function: protein binding. NCBI's taxonomy places the organism in Eukaryota, Metazoa, Chordata, Actinopteri, Cyprinodontiformes, Fundulidae. The coding region runs from base 408 to 1691 and encodes 427 amino acids. The transcript has a single exon. The record is from RefSeq and is a predicted model, not a curated record.
CAAGAUUUAUGUUUUUUUAUCAACCAUUUAUCUGCAUUUUUCCCAGAAAGGGAGUUUUUUUUCUCUUCCAGCUGAACUUUUCCUGCAGCUCUGCGUGAAAACUGAAAUCCCUGCGAAAGGUUCUGCAGAGCCAUUGUACCUCAGGACUGCCGGGAUUCCGCUCCGCCUGCAGGGCGUAGGCACGGAGCCCGGUCCGGAGCUUUGGACUGAGGAGGAGGAAGAAGAGGAGGAGGAGGAGGAGGAAGGGUCCAGCGGUGUGUGAGCGGCUUUGUGUCCAGAGACGCAGAGAACGGUAGGCGGACAGCAGGAGGGGAAGCCCGGCUGCAGCAGCCACCGCGCCCCGGCGGAGCGGCGGAGGAUGGAGGAUGGAGGAGCGGGGCGCAAACUUGGAGCAACAGAGUGACUAAAUGAGAGGCGGCGGGGAGGGCGGCGGUUCUGCUGAGGGCGGAUGUCUAUUCAAAGGCUGUAACUGGGCCUGUCAGAACCGAACCGAACCAGUAAAUAUGGAGCAGAAGAACGCGACAGCGGCGCAGGAUCCAGACGUCUGCGCCGCGGAGCGCCGCACGGAGCCCGGCUGUGCGGCGCCGCAGAUCACCGCGGAGAACUGCUACGAGCUGCUGGAGGAGGCGAAGCGCGGCGGCUCGGAGCGCGACAGGGAGCGGCUGCUGCGCUUCAUGAGCGACCACUACCUGCAGGUGCUGCGGAGCCCCGCCGUGUUCGGCCGCCUCACAGCGGCGGAGCGGGAGCUCAUCCUGGCCCGCAGGAUGGAGGGGACGGAGGUGCUGGCGGUGGCCGAGACCUGCGAGGUGCUGGAGCGCGGGGGGAGCCGGGAGAGCAGCCGCCCGCAGAGUCCGCAGCUGGAGGACCCCGCCCGGCGGCGGGUGUUCUGCCUGCGCCCGGACUCCCAGCGGUGGGAGGUGCUGACCGUGCUCCCGGAGGAGGUCCCGGCCAAAGGCUCCGGGAUGUGCACCCUCUACAACUACCUGUUUGUGGCGGGCGGCAUGAGGACGCAGGCGGACGGCCGCUCCAGGGCGUCGGACCGGGUGUUCUGCUUCAACCCGCGGACCGGCGCGUGGAGCCCGGUGCGGCCCCUGACGCAGCCGCGCUGCCAGCUGCGGCUGGUCUCCAUGGACGGACACCUGUACGCCAUCGGAGGGGAGUGUCUGUUCGCCGUGGAGCGCUACGACCCGCGCGCGGACAGGUGGGAGCACGUGGCGCCGCUGCCCAAAGGCUCCUUCGCGGUGGCGCACGAGGCGGUGGCGUGCGGCGGCGCGCUCUUCGUGUCCGGCGGCUCGCUCUUCUACCGCCUGCUGCGCUACGACCGCCGCCGCGACGAGUGGGAGGAGUGUCCGUUCAACGAGAGCCGGCGGCGCUCCGCCGACAUGGUGGCGCACCGCAGCCUCAUCUACCGCUUCGACGUGGAGCGCGAGCGCGCGGCCGUGAGCGUGUACAGGUACAACACGCUGGUGAAGGUGUGGCUGGGCGGCGCGCGCUUCCCGCUGGACAACCCGCAGCCCUUCCGCUGCGCGGUGCUCGGUGACCGCAUCUACUGCGUGGGCCGCAGCCACGCGCUGCUGUUCCAGGUGCGCGACGAGCGCGACGAGCGCGAGGGCUUCCUGCCGGAGGCGCUGCCGUGUCCGGCGGAGGCGCGAGGAACCCUGGUGCCGUUCGUCCUCACCCUGGACAAGUGACGCGAUCCCCGCAGGUUCAAAGCUGGAGAGGUUGCUGGUUCGAUUCCCUGCUCUUAAUAAGUGAGGACGUCGCUGAGGAGUUAAUUUCUUCCAGUAAUUAACUUCAAAAAGUGCGACUCGUAUAUCCAUUUAUUCCAUAAGGGUUUAUUUUAUUUGGUAAUUGAUCUGAUUGUGGCUUACAGUUCAUUAAAGUUCCUUUUUUGGCCUCUGCAUCCAUGAAGACUGUUGGUGACAUGAGUCCAGAUGUCAGGCUACAGGAGCUGGAUGUUCACAGAGAUGCAUCCAAACAUAAUAAUGGAAAGUUGAGUGGAAGGAAAAAGUGUGGAUCUGUGAAUGCUUUAAUCAGCCCAUGAAUUGAAUGGGUUCUGCCUCCUGAUCACCUGAAAUCUCUGAUUAUCCUUGUAGCCUGAGCAGCUUUUUCUUCCACACGACUUUCCGUUAAUAUUCCUGAACAUGUCUCUCAUCUUCUUCUUGACAAUAGCCCAUAGUUUGGGGUUUAGUGUCACUGUAACCAAUUUAU